This is a messenger RNA of Trichomonas vaginalis G3, 471 nucleotides long. RefSeq lists its product as uncharacterized. The transcript has a single exon. The record is from RefSeq and is a predicted model, not a curated record. Bases 1 to 471 code for a protein of 156 amino acids. NCBI's taxonomy places the organism in Eukaryota, Parabasalia, Trichomonadida, Trichomonadidae.
AUGUUUUUUGUUUUUUCAGCCUUAAGUCUUUGUAAACUUAGAAAGCAAAUCGUACCAAGACAAAGCAGGAAUUGGGCCAUUGUUCGAGAAGACUUACAUUUAAUUGAAGAAGAAAAGAAUUGUCCAUAUGGUGGACAUACAGCUGACUGGUGUCUACGUCAUCGUUGCGAUCCUUCUAUCUUUAAAUUAAAGCCCCGCAAGAACUGGGGCAUUGUUCGAGAGGACUUACAUUUAUCUGAAGAAGAAAAGAAUUGGGUUCCAUAUUCAGAGAGAACAUGGGAACGUCCUUGUUUCCCAGCAUAUGGUCAAGAAGAAAGCAAUUCAUGGGUUCAUUUCCGUGAAAAAUAUCUUAAGCCAACUAUGUUUUCGGCUCUCGAAAAAUUUGCAAAGCACAGGAAGGUCGAAAAAAAUAACGACUACUUGGAAGAACUUAUCAGAAGAACUAGACGAAGUUCUUGGGCUUGUACCUGA